AUGAAUUUGGCAAGAAAGCUCAAUUGGCUAGAUUAUUUUGAAGAACAAGAUAGAGUCAAUCAAACCAAAGAUGGAGUCGCAUUCUCUAAUACUACAGGUACUAAGAGUUAUUACGUUUUUAUUUGCAUUUUUUACGAAUGCAAAGAAAACGGUGCAAUUUAUAUCAGAAGAACUAACGAAAUCUGCACAUUACUUGAAGAUAACAUAUUUACUAAAUGCAAAUCCACUUCAGAUGGUGGAUCUGUUUACUAUUACGGCUAUAAAGGACAGUUUGUUCAACAACGAAAUUGUUAUUCUGAAUCAAUAGCAACAAAUUAUUACAUGUCAUUUUAUCAACAAGUUAAAUCUUCUUCUACUAAUAAAAACCAUGCUUUUCAAAUUUCAGUUUCAAAAUGCGGAGAAAGUGAAUCAGAAGGAAGUGAAACAUUUAAUAUUGCAUGGGGAGAUCUACGUUUUGAGAAUAACAACAUCACUUACAACAAAUGCUGGGAAUAUUCAUCAAUAAGUUUCGUCCUUGAUGGAAAAUCAGGUUAUUGUAAUUACUCAACAUUCAGAGAAAACAACCAAACUGGAAGUUAUUCUCUUGUAUUUAACAGUCGUUCUCCUUCAUUGAUACAAACAGUUUCUUAUUGCAAUGUUAUUGGAAAUAAAUGCGGAACAGACAGUAACCAAGUUCUAUUUUCUUGUCAAUACAAUACUAAUGUUGAUCACUGCGUAUUUUUAAAUAACACUGCAGCAUAUAUGUUUUGGAUUUAUUGGGAAGGUUACACAUUGACUAUUACUGAUUCAUAUGUUCAAUCAAAGUCAAAAACAAGUACAGGAGGAAUUGUUACAUUUAAAAAUGAAAACAGUAAUUCUGAUCUAAAUGAGUUUCCCAAUUUUUAUACAAUUAAUUGUUUCAUAGAAUCAAAACAAAUCACAGUUUUAUUACCUUAUUUAUCCAGAUUUGCAGAAAAAUCAUCAAAUUUUAUUUCAUAG
Messenger RNA from Trichomonas vaginalis G3, 978 nucleotides. RefSeq lists its product as uncharacterized. The record is from RefSeq and is a predicted model, not a curated record. Bases 1 to 978 code for a protein of 325 amino acids. The transcript has a single exon. Lineage: Eukaryota; Parabasalia; Trichomonadida; Trichomonadidae.